This is a messenger RNA of Phytophthora infestans T30-4, 1426 nucleotides long. RefSeq lists its product as uncharacterized. The record is from RefSeq and is a predicted model, not a curated record. The transcript has a single exon. NCBI's taxonomy places the organism in Eukaryota, Oomycota, Peronosporomycetes, Peronosporales, Peronosporaceae. The coding region runs from base 103 to 1326 and encodes 407 amino acids.
CACCGCUCUUGGGAAGGAGCUGCACCAUCGUCUCCAGGCUCUCGACACCUUUGCAAGUCCAACGGAGCGCCAUUCUCCGAGAAUCCGCGGGUGCCGGACGCCAUGUCGCUGUCCCAUUCGCGUCCGCAAACCGCCAGCAAUAGCAGCAGCGACGACAGCAGCAGCGAGCGCGAGAUACACAAUGACACCCGUGCUUCCUCUUCGUCCAUGGAUGAUUCUGUAGGCUCUGCGACUAUCAGUGGGCCGUACCGCGUGGGAAACUCGGACGGAGAUACGUGCUCGUACCACGCAGUACAGGAGGGCGAGUCUUGCCGCAAACCGCGUACGUGCUACGAGUGUCUGAACUCGGACGUGGCUGGUGUGAGUGACGGCUGCCUUUUGGCGCCCUCGGGCCUCUGUGAAGACAUGUCCAGCUACGAUGCCACUCUGGAUUAUCGUCGUAACACCACAGGCGAGGACUUAAGUCUCACAGGUUGGUAUAAUUACUUCCCGUCGGUUAAUUCCACGUACUGCGAGCCAACGGACGAGGCCUGUGUGCUCUGUGACGAACUGGUGAACAAUGGCAGCUUGAGUCAGGCGUCGCAUUGGGGAUUUAAGACGGAAAACGUAUCGACUGAAGUGGAACGACAGCUCUGUGUUGGCACAGACGGCUGCGUGUGUGUCAUGGCCUGCGAGACGAACAACUGGGAGUUAAAUAUGCCGGCGGAAUGUGACGCAGAUGGCAGCGCGUCGGGGAACAACAGCACUCCAGCAGACACCACGAGCUACAGCACCAUGCUGAUAAUUUAUUUAGUGUUGCAAGUGACGUUACUCGCGGUAUUCAUGUAUAAACGCGGACUAUGUCGACGAAUGGCGCGACAGCGACCUCCUCCGCGACCGGAGGGGCCCUACAAUAAUGUGAACGCUAUUACGUCGCCGUCGAACCGUUUGCGGCUUUCAGGGUGGAAGAAAAUGCAAGAAACGCUGAUCGAGCGCGAGAAGAAACAACGCGCUAAUCAGCAGCCACAGUAUAUGUCUUCACCUCAUGUAGGAGGCGCAACUACGGAGGCAGGAGGUGAUAACACCCAGGCACAGCCGCUGUCUCCUCAAGUUUCAGCGCGGAAUAAUGACACAGCUCGAGCUGCCUACACAGAGGUCCAGGAUGAGUGCAGUACGGUAAUCGGCAGCAGAGAUCGGAACAACGGUGCGCAGGCAGCAAGCGUGGAUAGCGACGUCGUGGUCGUGGAAGGGUCCUUUGAAGAGAGCUCAACCGACGCCGGUGUUACGCGGACCGACCGCUCGUCGUCCACCGUCGCAAUGCUGGAAGCCCGACGCGAUGCCAAAUAGAGUACGGUCUUCCUUUUAGCUGCUUAAGCAAUUUUGAUUUGCAGUACUCAGGUAUGCAAUGUUAGGUGGUCUAUAACUUAAUGAAAGCAGGAGCCAAGCC